This is a messenger RNA of Tarenaya hassleriana, 2327 nucleotides long. Its product is annotated as F-box/LRR-repeat protein 3. Bases 135 to 2141 code for a protein of 668 amino acids. Lineage: Eukaryota; Viridiplantae; Streptophyta; Magnoliopsida; Brassicales; Cleomaceae. Gene Ontology annotation, cellular component: SCF ubiquitin ligase complex. The record is from RefSeq and is a predicted model, not a curated record. Gene Ontology annotation, biological process: SCF-dependent proteasomal ubiquitin-dependent protein catabolic process. Gene Ontology annotation, molecular function: protein binding. The transcript has 8 exons.
UAAUUUCGUGAUUCAGCAGAUCCAUUUUCACUCUCCAUGUCAAUAACCGUUUGCCUUGUAAAAUCCAUCCAUAGAAAGUGAAGAAACAAACAAUCCCCACAAAAUCUCUCUCCCUGCGGAAAGGGGAACUCUCCAUGAAGAAGCAGAAGCAGAUCCAACCCUCGAACCCUUUCGAUCUCCUUUCCGAGGAACUCGUGUUCAUAAUCUUGGACCUCAUCGCUCAGAACCCAACCGAUGUCAAAUCCUUCUCUCUAUCCUGCAAGUGGUUCUACCAUAUCGAAUCCAAGCACCGGAGAACCCUGAGUCCGCUCCGUUCGGAGUACCUCCCUCGGGUCCUCACACGGUACCCGAACACCUCCCACCUCGAUCUCACCUUCUGCCCACGGGUCACAGACAACGCGCUUCGUACCAUCGCCGACCUCUGCGGUCCGACGCUCCGGUCCCUGGACCUUUCGCGGUCGGGGGCCUUCUCGGCGGUGGGGCUGCUGAGCGUGGCCGUGAAAUGCGUGAAUCUGGUGGACAUCGACCUCUCGAACGCGACGGAGAUGAGGGACGCGGCCGCGGCGGUGGUGGCGGAGGCGAGGAACCUGGAGAGGCUGCGGCUGGGGAGGUGCAAGUUGCUGACGGACAUGGGAAUCGGGUGCAUAGCCGUCGGCUGUCGGAAGUUGAGUUUGGUUAGCUUGAAAUGGUGCGUUGGCGUUGGAGAUUUGGGUGUUGGUUUACUCGCCGUGAAGUGCAAGGAAAUUCGGAGCUUGGACCUCUCCUACUUGCCGAUAACGGGCAAGUGCUUACAUGAUGUUCUGAAAUUGCAACACCUUGAAGAGCUUCUUCUAGAAGGGUGCUUCGGGAUAGACGAUGAUGGCCUUUCCUCACUCAGACAUGAACUCAAGUCAUUGAAGAAGCUUGAUGUGUCGAGCUGUCAGAAUCUAACUCACAGGGGCUUAACCUCCCUACUGAGUGGGGCAAAAUGUUUGCGGCAACUCGUGCUGGCACAUGGUUCUUCUGUCAUAUCAUCAGAUUUUGCCAAUUGCGUGGAGAAAAUCUCAACAUUGCAGUCAAUCGCACUGAAUGGUUGUUCCAUUACUCCUGACGGGCUGCAGGCCAUUGGCAUUUCGUGCAAUGCCCUGAAAGAGCUCAGCUUAAGCAAAUGCCUAGGGGUGACGGACGAAGGUCUCUCUUCCAUAUUGAUCAAACGGAAAGACCUAAGGAAACUUGACGUCACAUGUUGCCGGAAACUGACUGGUGUUUCCAUUGCCCAAAUCGCAAAUUCAUGUCCCAGUCUCAUCUCCCUGAAGAUGGAGUCUUGUUCUCUUGUUCCUAGAGAAGCCUUCGUGUUGAUUGGGCAAAAGUGUCGAUUUCUGGAGGAGCUUGACUUGACAGAUAACGAAAUUGAUGAUGAAGGACUGAAGUCCAUAUCUAGUUGUCUUAAUCUCUCGUCGUUGAAGGUUGGAAUUUGUCUUAAUAUAACAGACAAGGGGCUCUCAUACAUUGGAAUGGCCUGCUCAAACCUCUGUGAACUUGAUCUUUACAGGUCAGUGGGGAUAACAGAUGUAGGGGUUUCGUCAGUAGCCAGAGGCUGCUCCAAACUUGAGGCCAUUAACAUGUCAUACUGCAGAGACGUGACAGACAUGUCAUUGGUAAGGCUGUCCAAGUGCCCGAGACUGAAAACGUUAGAGUGCAGAGGAUGCCCUCUGGUGACGUCUCUAGGAAUGGCUGCCAUUGCCGUUGGCUGCAAGGGGCUGGCUAAGCUCGACCUGAAGAAGUGUCAGAACAUCGACGAUUCCACAAUGAUCACACUUUCCCACUUCUCCCACUGUCUCAAACAGAUAAGCGUGUCGGAGACGGGAGUGACGGAGGUGGGGCUGAUGUCGUUGGGGAACAUAGGGUGCCUUGAGAACAUAGCGGUGGUUCAGUCGGGCGGCUUUACCCCUGGCGGCCUGGCGGCUUCUCUGAUGGCAUUCCCAGCUCUUAGGAAACUCAAACUCCACUCGUCUUUCAAAGCCCUCCUCCCUCCCACCAUCUUCCUUCACUUGGAAGCUCGCGGUUCUGUCUUUCUCUGGAAAGACCCAUCUCCUCAGGCGGAGUUGGAUCCAAAGUACUGGAAACUGCAGCUGGAAGAAGAUUAUUAUGGGGAGCGAUAGAGAGAAGGAUGAUCCCACAAAUGAUUGGGAGAGGCAGGCCAUGUGUGUAUAUCUGUCACAUAUACAUGGUUGGUUGGUUGGGUGUUUUUGGUCGUUCACUCGAAUAAACAACUGUCCACGUGGCCCCCUCUCGUUUGGGUCCCACUAAUAUUUCACCCCUUUUCUAUGGUUUCUUCUCUCGUGGCA